GGAUUCAAUUAUUUAUUGCAUUGGGAGCGAACUAUUCGUCCUUAUCCCCGCGGUUCAUGGAAGUCACAACGCGCACAAAGGUUUAACCAGGGAACAGAGUUGUCCUCGCGGCGAAACAGACCCCCGACAAGGGCGCCGGCGCGAGGAGCUGUCAGUCAGGGAAGAGCCCCAUCCCAGGGUGAUGUCAGCGGAUCAGCUGCUCUAUAACAAAGCGGGGAGAAGCCAAGCGUGCGAGUGUCCCUCGGGCAAAGCGAGCUCCGAGGGGGAGAGCGCGUGAAGCGGCCGGCUCUCUUCGGGUUGGGCGAGGCGGGAGGCGCACCUACCGAAGGCAAGGCGCUGCGGCCGAGCAAGCGGACUGCUUUUGCUCUCGGCGGCCUGAGCUAUGGAUAGUGACGAGGAGACGCUGGAAGAGACCGUCGAGGGCAGCGUUCCGCGUCUCCACAUGGCGAAAAUGGAAGAAGAGCUCCUCCUCCGCUGGGGAUUGAGGGAGUAAACGUGGGGUCUUUCUUUACGCCUGGUAGCUUUCCGGGAGGGAGUAGGGUUACCCCCUCCUAUUGGGGUGCGCUUUAACGGGGGAGGGGGGAACCCCACCGAAAGUUUCCAUUCUUUUGCGGAGUCGGUGUUCGAAAGUUGAUGUGGGGCGCGUGGCACAGCCCGGACUGCACUUUGGGGGAAAGUCGCUUGGGGUGAAGAAGAACUUUCUCCUCUUCAGUAAACUCAAAAGGCAUCGCUGUUUCCGUCCGCAGGGACGCUCGUGCUCCAGAGUCCCUGCACACCUUUUGUCGUUCUUUCCCCGUGCAGAAGCGUGGCGUGGAGGCGAGGGUGGAAAUGUAGUUCUAUGCGCUGAAAGCGCAGUUAAGCCUGAAAGCUGCUCGCCUAAAGUUCCGCUACAAUCUGGUACUUUCCGCUCCAGAUUAACACGGUCGGGCGGUUGAGAGUCCAAAGGGGUCUUAGCAGCUGGUGGGAUUCAAAUAAUUUAACAACCGGUUCUCUGCCCUAAUGAUUUCUUCCAACAACCAGUUCACCAAACUGCUCAGAAAGUUAGCAACCGGCUCUCCCGAAGUGGUGCGAACUGGCUGAAUCCCACCACUGGGUAUUAGACUCUCCGGCCGGUUUUAAAAACAUUGUUUGUGCCUUAAGUUUCUCCCUACACUGUCCUUAGGAGGCUCAAAAUAAUCGUACUGUCAAAAAUGUUUUCCUGGACCAUGAGGUCUGGGAGAAGUUUAACAUAAUUUGAGACUUUCAGCAUUUUACAUUAUUAUUAUUGCUUCAAUAAUUUGGAAAAUUCAUGUGCCUAAAAUUACAAAUCUAUUGAUUUGCUUAAAUCUCCUGCAUUGUUAUUGCUUGGGGAUGUAACCCAGAAGUCCACACCCCACAAACUUUCUCCAGUAAUUUUUAAUGUGAGUGUAUAUUUCUGAUGAAAAAUAUUAAAAUGUGUAGUAUUUGGAGUGUUAAAAUGAAGAUUUGGUCUUGAAAAGUUCCUAAACAGAGACAUAAAGUUUUUAACCUGAAUCUAAAUAUUCAUUAUUUUUACUAUUGCUCCUGGAAGUUUCUAGCAAGAUUUUUAGAAUUGGCACGUGUCAAACAGGUUAAUUCUGAUCUGCAGAAUAAUAACUACGUUGCAAUUCUGGCACCAUAUAAUUUGGAAACAAUAACUAUUGUCAAUGGAAGGUUCUGCCUUUUGAACUAAUAUAAAUUAUGUUUAAUUGCUGAUUUAAUGUUUAUAGUGACUACAUUUAAAAUCUGAAAUGUAUUUUAAGUUCAUUAAAUAUGGAAUUCUAUUCCUAGUUGUAUACAAAUUAAGGGUUUGUGAGCAUCGUUGUUGGAUUUUUUAUGUGUUGGCUUAGAUCCAUGGCAGUACUAAACAUUUUUUUCUUUCAAGACAAGGAAAAGUCAAAACUAACUAAGUUCAGUAUUCUAGUGUGGGGCUACACUUUAAAGUUAGUUGGGCUCAUCUAGGUGUACUGUAAUCUGUAACAGAAUGGCACAUGAAUUGAAGAUAAAGAGAGCAAGCUAGAGGAAAUAUUUUACUAAUACUGGGUAACUGAAAACCUGAUCUGAGCUUUGAGUCUCACUAUAAGUCAUUAUAACACAUCACUGAUUACUGUAUUCAAUCAUUUAUGAACACAUCCUGGCUUAUUACUGGCAAGUACCAGUAAUUAUAUGUGCUAUAAUUAGUAAGUGUAUACUAACUUAUAAUUGAGUUUUCAGCAGUUUUAAUGAAUAAUGUCACCAGUCAAAUCCAUAUAGUACAAAUGUCACUAAAUCAUAAACCUAUUAGUAUUGAUGCAUCAUUUAAUCCCAUCAAGAAAAGCUAGUUGCCAACUUUAAAGUUAAUGACUUAGCAUAAAUAUGGCCCAAACGGUUUUUUUAAAGUUUGUAGAAUUGUUUAAAUCAACACUUUCAAUGGAAGAAAAAAGAAUUCUUAAGGCUAUAGCCUGUUUUUAGCAUGUUUUAUUUUUGUAAUCCUCCAGUGAGGACAAUGAAGGAAUAAACAUAGUGAGCAAACCCUAUUUCCAGCCGUUUUGGAUAAAAUGACAGCUGAUGCAGUUUUCAUUCUUGCAGAUAACCAGGAACACUUGAUGAUGAUGGUAUGCCCCAUGGAUUUUGUAUAGUCACAUAUUCUUCCACAGACAGAUUUGAAGGGAACUUUGUGCAUGGAGAAAAGAAUGGUCAUGGAAAAUUCUUCUUCUUUGAUGGAAGCACUCUAGAAGGCUUUUAUGUUGAUGAUGGUUUGCAAGGCCAGGGAACAUACACCUAUGAGGAUGGAGGCGUACUUCAUGGCACUUACAUUGAUGGUGAAUUGAAUGGGCCAGCUCAGGAAUAUGAUGCUGAUGGACGAUUGGUCUUCAAAGGGCAAUACAAAGAUAAUAUUCGGCAUGGAUUUUGUUGGAUUUACUAUUCAGAUGGUGGGUAUCUGGUUGGAGAAGUUAAUGAAGAAGGAGAGAUGACUGGAGAAAAGCUAGCCUAUGUAUACCCUGAUGGGAAGAUGGCAUAUUAUGGGCACUUCAUAGAUGGUGAAAUGAUAGAAGCAAGAUUGGCAAAUGUUAUACUGGCAGAGGAAGAAAAACUACAAUUUGAUGUUAUACCAGGCAGCCCAGUUUACAGUUUUGAUAAAUCUACUUCAUCCUGCAUUUCUACGAGUCCACUUCUUCCUGACCCUUAUGAAUCAGAGAGGGUCUUUGUAGAUGCAUCUCUUAUUUCCAAUGCUGGAGAAGGUUUAUUUACUAAAAUAGCUGCUGAAGCUGGCACAGUUUUAUCUUUUUACAAUGGUAUACGAAUUACACAUCAAGAGGUGGACAGUAGGGACUGGUCUUUGAAUGGAAAUACGAUAUCCCUUGAUGAUGAAACUGUCAUAGAUGUACCAGAACCUUACAGCCAUGUAACCAAAUACUGUGCCUCUUUGGGGCACAAGGCAAACCACUCAUUCACCCCAAAUUCUGUUUAUGACUCAUAUGUUCACCCUCGCUUUGGACUGAUUAAAUGUAUUCGGACAAUUCAAGCAGUGGAGAAGGAUGAAGAACUAACGGUGGCUUAUGGCUAUGAUCACAGUUCCACUGGACAAGACGGGCCAGAAGCACCAGAAUGGUAUCUGGCAGAACUAAGAGCCUUCCAAGCUUCCCUGAAAAAAUGAAAUGCAAGCAGUUUCCCAGUUCAGUACAUUGAAUCUAUGCACCAUCUUUGAUGCUGGAAUCGGAACAGCCAGUGGUUGAUCAUGCUGUGAUUCUUCAAUACUUUUCCUUACAUUAGAAAGAGUUGGAGCCUUUUUUUUUUGUUUUUGCUCCUUGCAGACUAAUGAGUUUUAGCCACUCCCUUAAAAAUAAUCUUUACAUUUUAGCUAAUAGUGCAAAAUGAAUUAUUUAAUACGCUACACAAGGAAGUGUGGCUUUUUUUUUUUUUUGGCAACUAGUCUGCAUCAGCAGCUGUCAAAAUAUAGAAAGAGGACGUUUUUAAAACUUGGUUUUAUCUCUACUGUGGUUUCUCUGAUUCUGCGCAACUACAUUUUGUAUUUGCCAUAUUGUGAUGAUAAUAGAAUUGUGCUAAGUUUAGUAUUCUAAAAAAGCAGUAUAAUUUCAGAAUACUGCUUUAGGGUGUUUUCUGUUUUGGUGCACAAGAGACCUCUCUUUACAUUAUCUUCUUCUUAAAGUUAGCACAAAAGUUUAAACUACAGUGUCAUGGUCGGUAAAAUGAGGACCCAGAUUGUUGGGGGCAAUAUGCUGACUCUAUAAACCACCUAGAGAGGGCUGUAAAGCAUUGUGAAGUGGUAUAUAAGUCUUAAGUGCUAUUGCUACAUGUCGGUUUUUUAAGGCUCUGAGAUAUGUGCCUGGAAGACCAGAGCUGCUAUAACUUUAAUCAUGAUAAUCUCAUUUGAGUGACUUCUACUUGUGCAUAUGAGCAUUUUCUACUGCUUGUUUUUGGUUUCUUACACUGGAGAGCAUAAUGUCAGUUUAUAUAGAACAAAUGAAUCAAGGAUAUACCAAUAAAUUCCUUGUUUGCUAAAUUUAUCUUUUUCUUGCCUUUAAUUGGUAACUUACAAAAUCCUGGAAGCUACCAAUACUCAUCAAAGGCAGAUUUCUGUACAGCUAGGAAAGUAGUAGAGAAAUCCUACAUUGCAAACCUUUUUUAAAAAAACAAGAGUUUUUAAAAAAAACCUCUGAAUAAUUCAGAGAGUUACAUGGAAAACUCAACAUUUUUUACUAUGAAGUGAAUUAUACUUGAGAUUAUCAAACAGUUUUCCAGGAAUCAUGAAAGCACAUUUUACUAAUCCUAGCUAACAUUUAAUAAUAUCAUGACAAAAAAGUAAACUUUCAGGGGUCUGACAUAGUCAGUUACUGGCAUUUCUUAAACAUAUUUUCAAAUAUGUGCAAUAUAUGUUUACAGAAUAUUUGCUCUGUAUUAUAAAAAUAGAAAUGUCUAUUUGCAAUGUGCUUAUUUAUUUAAAAAUAAAUAACUACUGAACUCA
Messenger RNA from Ahaetulla prasina, 4963 nucleotides. RefSeq names its product SET domain containing 7, histone lysine methyltransferase (gene SETD7). Gene Ontology annotation, molecular function: protein binding; histone H3K4 monomethyltransferase activity. Bases 2594 to 3634 code for a protein of 346 amino acids. NCBI's taxonomy places the organism in Eukaryota, Metazoa, Chordata, Lepidosauria, Squamata, Colubridae. The record is from RefSeq and is a predicted model, not a curated record. The transcript is spliced from 10 exons. Gene Ontology annotation, biological process: regulation of DNA-templated transcription. Gene Ontology annotation, cellular component: chromosome.